GGUAGAGACAGCAGAGUUUCCUUUUUCUAAUAUCUAUGCUUUUUCUGGGGAAUUUCCCAGGGGAUUCCCUGUCGGACGACUUCUCAAUAUUGCUGUACCAUUGUAAAGAACUUGUCACUAAGCUUUGACGUUGAAUUUUGACUAGUACGUCAGUUAGACGCGAGACUGAGCUCCUAGAAAAGAUGUCGCGUGUCUUAAUAAAAAGCGAUCUCUUGACAGAAAACAACAAGGAUAAUAUAGAGAAGUACGUGUGUCCUAAAUGUGACGGGAUCCUUAGAGACGCCGUGCAAACCAGCUGUGGCCAUUGGCUGUGCAAUGAUUGUGCUGAAGAGAUAUUUGACAAAAAAGAAACAACUCCAUGUUGUCCAAGAACAGAAUGUGGAGAAGAACUUACUACUGAAGAAGGAAGACCAUUCUUUCUUGAUCGAUUCGUUCGUAAAGAGAUCAAUCGUUUCUCUAUAAUGUGUCCUAAUUGUAAAUUUGGAUGUGACUGGAAUGGUAAAAUUAGCGAAUUUUAUGCGGAACAUCUCGGGAGCUGUGUCUAUGAGAAAGAAGAGUGCCCUCAUUGUAAAAAGGGCUUAUCUUUAUCUGAGUACCAGUCACACGUUAAUCAAUGUCUUACAGAAUAUGAACAAUCAAGUGGUCGUCCAAUCAUACAAGGAUCUCGUUCUUUUGGCUACUUGCCUGAAGAACAUACUUAUUGCGCUGCAACUGCACUUGAUGAAAUGGCACUCAAACAAUCACAAUGCUGCCUUGGACUAGAUCAGGGCUCCUGUGUUCAAGAUCUCAAUGACUCAUCAUCAGUUUCAUCACUUAGGGCCGAAAUCCCGUCUCAAAUUCACAGCUGUACUGCUAUAUACACCAACACUGAUGGACCAGGUCCUAUAGGAAGUGACUUGGUUUCUUUGGAAGACAGUGCAGGAGGAGGAUAUGGAGAUAUGCGAGGAGGAAGAGUUGAUGGCAAACUGAUGAGUUUAGCAAUGACAAAGAUAACAGAAAUGCAAGCAGAAUCGACAAAGAAGGACAGCCAAAUACACGCUCUACAAGAUAAAAUGGCCCAACUGGAGACAACACUCUCUACUAUGAUGUCUGAGAAUGAAGAUCAAGCUUUCCGACUUUCCCUAAUAGAAAAUAGUAAUUUUGAUGGCUCUAUGGUCUGGAAGAUACCUCAGUUCUCUCAGCGUAUGGAUGAUGCCAGGACUGGGAAGUACACUUCAAUAUUUUCUCCUCCAUUCUACUCCAGUCGCAAUGGAUACAAGAUAUGUCUUUGCCUUUACAUCCUGGGGGAUGGUAUAGGAAAGGGCACUCAUAUGUCUUUGUUCUUUGUUCUGAUGAAAGGAGAAUUUGAUAACAUACUCCAGUGGCCAUUCACACACAAGGUUACCUUCAAGCUAAUCAACCAGUGCGGCGCUCGUGACAUCAUGGACAUAUUCCAACCUGAUCCAUUGAGUUCUUCAUUCCAGAAGCCAAGAUCCGAUAUGAACGUUGCCAGUGGAUGCCCUCGUUUUGUGUCAAUGAAUGAACUAAUGCAAGGUGGAUUUAUUGUUGAUGAUACGAUAUUCAUAAAGGUCAAAGUGGACACUGCUACCAUGCGUGAUCCAUGAUAGCAUGACAGCAUCGAGAUCUUUACACCAGUUGUGAUAAUUGCACUGCUACCUACAUAGCUAAAUCACUGUUCACCAUCCUGCUGUGUUAUAAUGAAGCGGUUGAUUUACAGUGGAUCAACUAGUCAUUAUUUUUGGUCUUGCAUAGUGUGAUGUGUGUGGUUGAGGUACUACCGUAUAGUAGGAAAUUUUGGACGGAGUAAAAUUUGGCAAAUUGCUGGUGAUUGGCCCAGAUUUUAUAAAUGCCAGUUUGCCAAAUUUAAUUCCCUCCAAAAUUUCCCACUAUACGGUACGCUAUCCUCCCAUGCAUUGAGUGUGGUUGGGGAUGAGAUAUGCAAGACUAGUCACCAUUAUGGUUUGGCUAGUUGUAAAUCUUUGCUUUCAUUAUAACACAGCAGAAUUGUGGGCAGUGAAGGGGUUUUUGUAGUGACCAG
This is a messenger RNA of Amphimedon queenslandica, 2038 nucleotides long. RefSeq names its product TNF receptor-associated factor 3-like. Gene Ontology annotation, cellular component: cytoplasmic side of plasma membrane; plasma membrane signaling receptor complex. The record is from RefSeq and is a predicted model, not a curated record. Gene Ontology annotation, biological process: signal transduction; regulation of apoptotic process; regulation of canonical NF-kappaB signal transduction. The transcript has 7 exons. Gene Ontology annotation, molecular function: tumor necrosis factor receptor binding; zinc ion binding. The coding region runs from base 183 to 1604 and encodes 473 amino acids. Lineage: Eukaryota; Metazoa; Porifera; Demospongiae; Haplosclerida; Niphatidae.